Messenger RNA from Chiloscyllium plagiosum (whitespotted bambooshark), 11636 nucleotides. RefSeq names its product acetyl-CoA carboxylase alpha (gene acaca). Lineage: Eukaryota; Metazoa; Chordata; Chondrichthyes; Orectolobiformes; Hemiscylliidae. Gene Ontology annotation, molecular function: ATP binding; metal ion binding; acetyl-CoA carboxylase activity. Gene Ontology annotation, cellular component: mitochondrion. Gene Ontology annotation, biological process: fatty acid biosynthetic process. The record is from RefSeq and is a predicted model, not a curated record.
CGUGGCGGGGUCGGAGGUGAAUGACCGGUAGUAACCCCAGAAUCACACCACCGGCUGAUGCCACUGUCACCGGAGGAACGGCCAUCCCCUCACUUCGGCAUCUGGAGGAGCCGCGCGGCCCGGCGCCUGGUUCGGACGGCGCUUUCUCUGUCGAAUUUAGAAUUCUUCGGCGCAUCCUUGAAGCCGGCCCUGGUUACUGUCUCUUCAGUGUUCAUUGUUCGCAGCAACAAUGUCAGAUCAGGAUCCAGCAACCAAGCUUCCAGACCUGCAGCCAAGCUGCCAGCACUCCAAGUUCAUCAUUGGUUCUGUGUCCGAGGACAACUCUGAGGAUGAGAUUGGAGCAGGCAGCAUCAAAUCAGAUAUCUUGGAAGACAAGGAGCGAUCCUUAUCACCCUCCUCUGUAAACUCUGACAGUUUGUCUGAUCUGUGUCUGAGCAAUGAUGGUAUUGCAGUACAGAUGAGGCCAAGCAUGUCAGGAUUGCACUUGAUGAGGCAAGGAAGGGACAGGAAGAAGUUGGAGUUACAGAGGGAUUUCACUGUUGCCUCGCCAGCUGAGUUUGUAACUCGAUUUGGAGGCAAUAAAGUUAUUGAAAAGGUACUGAUUGCCAAUAAUGGGAUUGCAGCAGUGAAGUGCAUGAGGUCUAUACGGCGCUGGUCUUAUGAAAUGUUUAGGAAUGAGCGUGCGAUACGAUUUGUCGUUAUGGUAACUCCGGAAGACUUGAAAGCUAAUGCAGAGUAUAUUAAAAUGGCAGAUCACUAUGUUCCUGUACCUGGAGGACCAAACAACAACAACUAUGCAAAUGUUGAGCUGAUACUAGACAUUGCAAAACGCAUUCCAGUCCAGGCAGUAUGGGCAGGCUGGGGCCAUGCAUCUGAAAACCCCAAACUACCGGAACUUCUCCAUAAACAUGGCAUUGCUUUCAUGGGUCCUCCAAGUCUAGCUAUGUGGGCACUGGGUGAUAAAAUUGCCUCUUCUAUAGUUGCGCAGACUGCAGGAAUCCCCACACUCCCUUGGAGUGGCAGUGGGCUGACUAUUGAGUGGACUGAAACGGAACCAUUGAAACUAAUCGUGAGCGUUCCUUCUGAGCUGUAUGAAAAAGGUUGUAUUGCAGAUGUGGAGAGUGGUAUGAAGGCUGCAGAGGAUAUUGGCUACCCAGUGAUGAUCAAGGCUUCUGAAGGAGGAGGUGGCAAAGGGAUAAGAAAAGUGAAUGCAGCUGAGGAUUUUCCGAACCUUUUCAGGCAGGUACAAACAGAGGUCCCUGGUUCUCCAAUUUUUGUAAUGAGGCUUGCCAAACAUGCACGCCAUCUUGAAGUCCAAAUUCUUGCUGAUCACUAUGGCAAUGCAAUUUCCCUAUUUGGCCGUGAUUGCUCAGUUCAACGUCGACACCAAAAGAUUAUUGAGGAAGCUCCUGCGACAAUUGCUACUUCCUCAGUGUUUGACAACAUGGAGAAGUGUGCAGUGAAGCUAGCAAAAAUGGUGGGCUAUGCAAGUGCAGGCACAGUGGAAUAUCUGUACAGUCAAGAUGGAAGUUUUUACUUUCUGGAACUAAACCCUAGACUUCAAGUGGAACAUCCCUGUACUGAAAUGGUGGCAGAUGUAAACUUGCCUUCUGCACAGUUGCAGAUUGCAAUGGGAAUUCCUUUGCACAGAAUCAAGGAUAUUCGGAUGCUGUAUGGAGUUGCCCCAUGGGGGGAUUCACCGAUUGAUUUUGAGAAUUCAGCAAACACCCCUUGUCCACGUGGUCAUGUGAUAGCCGCUCGUAUCACCAGUGAGAAUCCAGAUGAGGGUUUCAAGCCAAGUUCCGGCACUGUGCAGGAGUUGAAUUUCCGCAGCAGUAAGAACGUCUGGGGUUACUUCAGUGUGGCGGCAGCAGGAGGCCUCCAUGAGUUUGCAGACUCUCAAUUUGGACAUUGCUUCUCGUGGGGCGAAAACAGAGAAGAAGCCAUCUCGAACAUGGUGGUGGCACUGAAGGAACUGUCCAUUCGUGGUGAUUUCAGAACAACUGUGGAAUACCUCAUCAGAUUAUUGGAAACAGAAAGCUUCCAACAGAACAGCAUUGAUACUGGCUGGCUAGAUCGGCUCAUUGCAGAGAAAGUCCAGGCUGAGAGGCCAGAUACUAUGUUGGGAAUUGUGUGUGGAGCUCUGCAUGUUGCAGAUAAAUCCUUCAGAAACAGUGUCUCUAAUUUCCUUCACUCACUGGAAAGGGGUCAAGUCUUACCAGCUCAUACUCUUCUGAACACAGUGGAUGGGGAACUCAUCUAUGAAGGGGUGAAAUAUGUGCUCAAGGUUACACGGCAGUCGCCUAAUUGCUAUGUAGUUAUAAUGAAUAACUCGUUUGUGGAGGUGGAUGUUCAUCGGCUGAGUGAUGGUGGCUUGCUGUUGUCCUACCAUGGCAGCAGCUACACUUCGUACAUGAAAGAGGAAGUGGACAGGUAUCGUGUUACAAUUGGCAACAAGACUUGUGUAUUUGAAAAGGAGAAUGACCCCUCACUGUUACGCUCGCCCUCGGCAGGAAAGUUGAUCCAAUACACUGUAGAAGAUGGUGGCCAUGUUUUUGCAGAUCACUGCUUUGCAGAAAUUGAGGUGAUGAAGAUGGUGAUGACGCUGGUUGCUCAGGCUUCAGGCUGUAUUCACUAUGUGAAAAGACCAGGAGCUGUUCUUGAACCAGGUUGUGUGAUUGCCAAACUGCAACUGGAUGAUCCAAGCAGGGUGCAGCAGGCUGAAUUAUUCACGGGACCACUGGUUAGGAACCAGAGCUCAGCCCUCCAAGGAGAGAAGCCCCACCGCAUCUUCCAUUACGUUCUAGAUAACCUGGGAAACAUCAUGAAUGGGUUCUGCCUGCCAGAGGCCUAUUUUGAUAUAAAGGUAAAGGACUGGGUGGAAAGAUUAAUGCAGACCCUGCGGGAUCCGUCCCUCCCACUCCUGGAGCUGCAAGAUAUCAUGACCAGUGUUUCUGGAAGAAUCCCCCCAGCAGUGGAGAAGGCUAUCAAAAAGGAGAUGGCACAGUAUGCAAGCAACAUCACCUCAGUGCUCUGCCAAUUUCCCAGCCAACAGAUUGCUAAUAUAUUGGACAGCCAUGCUGCAACAUUAAACAGGAAGUCUGAGCGGGAGGUUUUCUUCAUGAAUACACAAAGCAUAGUUCAGCUGGUACAGAGGUAUCGCAGUGGAAUCCGGGGUCACAUGAAGGCUGUUGUCAUGGACCUUCUCAGGCAGUAUCUGAAGGUGGAGAUAGAAUUCCAGCAAGGCCAUUAUGAGAAAUGCGUCUUUACCCUUCGAGAGGACCAUAAAGGAGACAUGACUACAGUCCUGAACUACAUCUUCUCCCACGCCCAAGUCACCAAGAAGAACCUUCUUGUUACAAUGCUUAUUGACCAGUUAUGUGGACGGGAUCCAACUUUGACUGAUGAGCUAAUUACCAUUCUAACCGAGUUAACACAGCUCAGUAAGACCACCAAUGCUAAGGUGGCUCUCCGAGCUCGGCAGGUUCUGAUUGCAUCACACUUGCCAUCUUAUGAGCUCCGUCACAACCAGGUGGAAUCCAUUUUUCUAUCAGCCAUUGAUAUGUAUGGACAUCAGUUCUGCAUUGAAAACCUUCAGAAGCUCAUCCUCUCCGAGACCUCCAUCUUUGAUGUUCUUCCCAAUUUUUUCUAUCAUAGUAACCAAGUGGUGAGAAUGGCAGCAUUGGAGGUAUAUGUUAGAAGGGCCUACAUCGCAUAUGAGUUGAACAGUGUUCAGCAUCGUCAGCUGCAGGAUGGAACCUGCAUUGUAGAGUUUCAGUUCAUGUUGCCAACAUCCCAUCCCAACAGAGGGAACAUCCCCACCCUAAACAGGAUGUCUUUCUCAUCCAACUUGAACCAUUAUGGGAUGUUUCAUGUUGCUAGUGUAAGUGAUGUGCUGCUCGAUGCUGCUUUUACUCCACCAUGCCAGCGUAUGGGGGCAAUGGUCGCAUUCCGCACCUUUGAGGACUUUGUGAAAAACUUUCAAGAUGUGACAAGUUGCUUUUCUGACUCGCCUCCUCCAAGCCCCACCUUUCCUGAGUCAGGACAUGCCUCACUGUAUGAUGAAGAUGACAGCAAAAAUACAAGAGAUGAGCCUAUUCAUAUUCUCAAUGUGGCUAUUAAGAUUGAUAAUGACACUGAUGAUGAUGCCCUGGUGAUGAUGUUUGGAGAGUUCAUGCACUCCAUGAGAUCAAUUCUGUUCGACCAUGGUAUCCGUCGUCUGACCUUCCUUGUAGCACAGAAGGAUUUCCGGAAACAGUGCAAUUAUGAGGUGGAUCGGAGAUUCCAUAGAGAGUUUCCAAAGUUCUUCACUUUCCGCUCAAGAGACAAGUUUCAGGAAGACCGGAUUUACCGACAUCUGGAACCCGCGCUGGCUUUCCAGCUGGAGCUAAAUCGGAUGCGUAAUUUUGAUCUUACCGCAAUGCCAUGUGCCAAUCACAAAAUGCACCUGUAUUUGGGUGCCGCCAAGGUGGAGGCUGGUAUUGAGGUGACUGACUAUCGAUUCUUUGUACGAGCGAUUAUUCGGCACUCGGACUUGGUCACGAAGGAAGCCUCAUUUGAAUAUCUGCAGAAUGAGGGAGAGCGUUUGUUGUUGGAAGCUAUGGAUGAACUGGAAGUAGCAUUUAACAACACUAAUGUUCGAACAGACUGCAACCAUAUCUUCCUCAACUUUGUUCCCACUGUUAUCAUGGACCCUUCAAAGAUAGAAGAGUCUGUACGUAGCAUGGUGAUGCGAUAUGGCAGUCGUCUCUGGAAACUGCGUGUGCUUCAGGCGGAGUUGAAAAUAAAUAUUCGUUUGACACCUACUGGAAAGGCCAUUCCCAUCAGGCUGUUCCUGACCAAUGAGUCAGGUUAUUAUUUGGAUAUUAGUCUGUACAAGGAGGUGACAAAUUCCAGGACUGGACAGAUUAUGUUUCAGGCCUAUGGAGAUAAACAGGGACCAUUACAUGGAAUGCUGAUUAACACACCCUAUGUUACCAAAGACCUUCUGCAAUCCAAAAGGUUUCAAGCCCAGUCUCUUGGAACAACAUAUGUAUACGACUUGCCUGAAAUGUUCCGGCAGUCUUUAAUCAAACUAUGGACAUCUAUGGAAGUGCAGGCCUAUUUACCCUCCCCACCUGAAGAGCUGCUGACAUUCACUGAGCUGGUGCUGGACAGUCAAGGUCAGCUCGUACAGCUGAACAGGCUACCUGGAGGCAAUGAGAUUGGUAUGGUGGCCUGGAAGAUGCACCUAAAGUCACCAGAUUGUCUGGAUGGCCGUGACAUCAUUGUCAUAAGCAAUGACAUCACUCACAAGAUUGGGUCGUUUGGACCCCAGGAGGAUCUGUUGUUCCUGAGAGCCUCCGAACUUGCCAGAUCCAAAGGCAUCCCACGUGUUUACAUAGCAGCAAACAGUGGAGCAAGGAUUGGAUUGGCAGAAGAAAUUCGACACAUGUUCCAUGUAGCCUGGGAAGAUCCUGCUGAUCCAUAUAAGGGUUACAAGUACCUCUACCUCACACCUCAGGACUAUAAAAAAGUCAGUGCACUAAAUUCAGUGCACUGUGAACAUGUUGAAGAUGAAGGAGAGUCAAGGUACAAAAUAACAGAUAUCAUCGGCAAAGAAGAGGGACUGGGAGUUGAAAAUCUCCGAGGAUCAGGAAUGAUAGCAGGAGAAUCAUCGUUAGCUUAUGAUGAAAUUAUCACAAUGAAUUUGGUCACGUGCCGUGCGAUCGGUAUUGGUGCAUACCUUGUACGAUUGGGACAGAGGACUAUCCAAGUGGAAAACUCGCAUAUCAUUUUGACUGGAGCUGGAGCCUUGAAUAAGGUACUUGGCCGUGAGGUGUACACAUCCAACAACCAAUUGGGAGGUGUCCAGAUCAUGCAUAAUAAUGGUGUGACUCACACAACCGUAUACGAUGACUUUGAGGGGGUUGUUAUCAUCCUUCAGUGGUUGUCCUACAUGCCAAAGAAUACAUCCAGUUCAGUGCCCAUCCUUAAGCCUAAGGACCCCAUUGAUCGAACAAUUGAGUUUGUCCCCACCAAAACACCUUAUGAUCCUCGGUGGAUGCUUGCUGGAAGACCUCACCCAACACAAAAAGGACAAUGGCAGAGUGGCUUCUUUGACUAUGGGUCCUUCAUGGAGAUCAUGCAGCCGUGGGCACAGACAGUGGUGGUGGGAAGAGCCAGGUUGGGAGGAAUACCCGUGGGAGUGGUUGCUGUGGAAACCAGGACCGUAGAGUUAUCAAUCCCGGCAGACCCUGCAAAUCUGGAUUCUGAAGCUAAGAUAAUCCAGCAAGCCGGUCAAGUAUGGUUCCCCGACUCUGCCUUUAAAACCGCUCAAGCUAUCAAGGACUUUAACCGAGAAGGGCUUCCACUGAUGAUCUUUGCCAAUUGGCGAGGUUUCUCUGGUGGAAUGAAAGACAUGUAUGAUCAAGUGCUAAAGUUUGGUGCAUGCAUAGUCGAUGGAUUGCGAGAGUACAGGCAACCCAUGCUUGUGUAUAUCCCUCCAAAUGCAGAACUGAGAGGUGGCUCAUGGGUAGUCAUUGACCCCACUAUCAACCCCAGGCACAUGGAGAUGUAUGCAGACAAGGAGAGCAGAGGUGGUGUACUGGAGCCAGAGGGGACAGUGGAGAUCAAGUUCCGGAAGAAAGAUCUGGUGAAAACAAUGCGGCGAGUGGACCCCGUGUACAUGAGUUUGGCUGAGCGUUUGGGCACCCCAGAACUGAGCCCAGGUGAACGCAAGGAGCUGGAAACAAAAUUGAAAGAGAGGGAAGAAUUUUUAUUACCCAUAUAUCACCAGGUUGCUGUGAGGUUUGCUGACCUUCAUGACACACCAGGCCGCAUGCAAGAGAAAGGGGUCAUCACCGAUAUUUUGGAUUGGCUGACAUCACGUACAUUCUUCUACUGGCGUCUCCGCAGACUGCUCCUAGAGGACACAGUAAAGAAGAAGAUCCUAGCUGCAAACCCGGAGCUGACGGAUGGACAAAUUCAGGCAAUGCUGAGGCGCUGGUUUGUGGAGGCUGAAGGAGCUGUGAAGGCUUAUCUGUGGGAUGACAAUAAGGAUGUAGUUGAAUGGUUGGAGAAACAACUACUGGAGGAGGAAGGAGCUCGCUCAGUCAUUGAUGAGAACAUCAAGUACAUCUGCAGAGAUUAUAUUCUCAAACAGAUCCGAAGUCUGGUGCAGGCCAAUCCUGAAGUUGCCAUGGAUUCUAUUGUUCACAUGACCCAACACAUCUCACCCACUCAGAGAGCUGAAAUUGUCCGCAUUCUCUCAUCAAUGGAUGCCCCUGCUUCAACAUAAAGGACACGUGGACGGGAUUCUGCAGGGAGCUGACAGUACAAGCAGAGCUAGUGCACAUUUCUUAACAGCUGCACUGAAGAGGGUAUUAGAAAUUAUGGAGCGUGGAUCCUCAUGCACAGAAAUACAGAUGCAAGACACUGGCCCACAGUUGGAAUUGUAACAAUUUACAACCUGUAUGUGAAAUGUAAGAAAUGGAUGAACUUAAUUUAACCGGAUGUAGAUUGUGAUGUUAAAUACGUAAUGUUCUGGCACUGAAUUGCCCCCUGAACUCUCAUGUCAUCAUGACUGGCAGUGAAGAUGCCUUAAAGGUCAGUACUUGUGGGCUCAUAUUUGAUGGCCCAUAAAAUUUCUAUUCAUUUGCCAGCAAUCAAAUCUAUACACUACAGUUCUCAGUUCCUUUACAGGCAUAAAUUGACAGCAUAUCUCAUGAAGGGCAUGUAGUACAUUGUGGUUUGCAGUGCCAGUUAAUUGAACAAUCGAUGUAGAGUUGUUUGUGGAAAUAUUUUAACAUUUCUUUUUGUAAUCAACUACCUUUCCCAUCCUGAAUUGCUGCUGUUAAGGGGGAAACAAACAGGAACAGACUGAAAAGAAUAAUUAAACAACCAAGUGAAAAUUAUACCCCGCACCCCACUUCAUUCCAGCACUCCCCUCCCCCCAAAACCAAUUUGCUAUUGACUUAAAAAUCUCUGGUGGUUUAAGAUGGGAACACAGAGGUGUCUGUUACAUUAAACCUUAUAACUUAAUUAAUGAACCCGCGUUUCUACCAGAAAAGAAAGUGAGAGUAUUUGAGAUUUUUCAUUGGCAUACACAGUUAAUUGACUUGCAGAUCCUACUGAUGCAUUUGCAGAUGGACCAGUUUUCGGGGAGAGGAUUUAUUGAAGGAGAAGGAACAAGUGGCCAUUUUCUGUUUUAACUAUUUUUAAUCUGACUUGUUGGUUAAAAGAUACAAGUUCUAUAUUUUACUAUAAGCUUAUAAUAAUUGCCAAAUCUGACAGAAAACCGAGUAACAAAAGUAAUGAAAUGUCAGGGAUAAGAAAGAAAGUGGUUAGCAUUUUCUCCUCAGCUCAGGCACUGAAAGUGUCUGCAGUUUGAAUGUAUGAGGAUGAAGAUACGAGGAGGAGUAUUUGAACAGGCAGAGAAAAUGUUAUUUACUUAAGCAUUAAUAAACUGAAGCGGCAACUUGGACCUUAACCCUUUCCUUCACAUUAUUCUAAACGGCUUAAAGGAAGAAGCAAUGCAAUAAUAAACAGUCCAAAAUAGUUUAUCGCUUUAACCUGAUUCUGACCAAUAGUAGUAUGUCAAGAAAAGGAACUUGCCAUCACAGUAAGUUUUUGAGUUGCCUGGCUAUAGGGAAGCAAGAAUGUACAUUUCAAUAAAGGUCUAAACAUUUAGUUUGCACAUGUCCAAAUAACCAGACCUGGAUAAGUCAUGUCAAGAUCUGAUGUAUAGCUAUAACAAAGUCUUUGAGUAGUAGUACUUAGAAAAACAUUGGAUGGGGUGGUUAGUUGAUGUGUUGCUCAAAUUUAACUAAUAAUUUUGAUUGUUUGGUCUCCUUUCCACUGGCUGCAGUUUUACUUGGCUACCUUGUUAAAACUGUUUCAACUGCUGAAGGCCAGCAGAAUGUUUAUCAAAGUCAGCAAUGCAGCAUCAGAUGAAGUCAGUGCUUCCCACUUCCUGAGCUCACCUAACUCAUUCGGUCUACACAAGGGAGGAACAAAUGUAGGAGAGUCAUGGAUGGCCCAGAGAGGGUGGAGGGAAUAAAAGUGAACGACUUGUCUUUCCAUACAGUUCCUUUUCUCUCAGUUCUGAAUGCUAUUGAAGAGUGGGUUAACUGUAGCAUUUGUGGGACCAAGAGAUCAGAGACUCGAGACAGAGAUGUGUGUCUUCACUAAAUAAAUGAAGGUUCGGAUUUAUGAAGCCUCUAAAUAUUUUGAGCCUUAGCACAAAAUAAGAUGGCAGGCCAGACUGAAAUGGACAAUCUCUGUCUUUUGCAUAUCUAUUUCAGAGUAAAAUUCCAACUUUUGCAGCUAAAAGCGGCUGUUCUGUCCUUCAUUUAAAAGACUGCCUGUUGGUAUCUUAUUUUGAUGCUUUGACAUCAAGGGGUAGAUCAUCUCUGAACAAUAAUUGGAGCAAAAUCAGAAAUUUAUUUGUAGAAAAUGAGUUUAUAAUUUUAAAGGACCUGGUGUUCACAAAGAUCUUCACAAGUAUUAUAAAAAGGUCAAAUGAGUGCAAACCCUGCUAACUGUAAUUAACACAGGGAUCAUAUCUUUUGACACCUGUGGAAUACAGUCUCAUCAUUUUAAGUGCAAAUGGCAACUCUGGACAGCUUUGGAAUGAAUUAAUUAUGUUUGGGAACGAGUUACUCUUUGUGUUACUGUAACAUCCCAGGAUCUUUUGCUUGGACUUUGUAACUAAUUUAUAUUUUUUAAGUGAGUCCAAAUGCAUAUACAAAGUUCUAUAUGCAUUGAAUGUCCUCAUUAUUAACUUAUGAUUAGAUUUAUAUAGUAUACAUGUAUGCAGUUUGUAGAAUUUGUUUGGAACUUCUUAGUGUCAACAAUUUCUAAAGUCCAUCACUUCUCCCCUCCAGCAGGGCUUGCUGCAUGGCUGUCUGAAUUCAUGUAGGAGAGUAGAAUCCAUUGGUCUUAAUACAGGUGACGUUGUGGAGAAAAAGACAGGCACUGCAAUAAUUUUAGUCAUCAAAUUAUUUUGACGUGUUCUUUGUGAUAUAACUGGAGUUACUGUGCCUGAGCAGAAAGCACCAUUAAAAUGUUCUCUUUGUCUGUCUUGAUAAUCCACAAUGAUUGCCUAUGGUAAAACAGUGCUUGUGUCUAAUCAGUUAGUGUCGGAAAACUCUGGUAUGUAGAAAUUCAUUUCUAAUUGAGCUGUGAUAAACCUAUAGAUGUGAUAAUGUGACAAAGGGAAACAACCUGUGGUUACAGGAAAAUGAUACACUAUCUAAACAGUUAAGAAACUCUUCAGCUAUUGCAGUGGUCAGCCCCAACUGGAGUGAGCAAAUAACUCUGCCAUGUCAACACCUGACUUUUACUGUAUCAUUAAGUUCAGAACACACCCUUGAAAGUUUGGGUACAUGAUCACAUUCAGCAUCUCCGUGUAAAUUCUAAAUGCCACAGCCUUGUUAUUCUUUUUAUGCUUCUUUCUUUUCAAGGGAUAAUGACCAUUUUUUCAACCAAGUAUCCAAGCUCAUUCAUGAGCAUUCAGACUUCCUAGAAUUUCAGAUGUGUGGUAAUGAAAGAUUAAAGUGAGUGAUUUGGAGUGAAAUUCCUUUGAACAAAAAUGGGAACGUGAGGUGCUGCUUCUGCAAUUAAGGCCUUGCGAACUGGUAUUAUCAGAAAUUGCACAUUUCAUACUGAUGUUGCUGCUGAAAUUUUACUAAGCACAAAGAAAAAUAUUCAUUCUCUCAUUUAUUCCUUAAAAGGAAAUUUUACCCACUCCAUAGAAGCAAAGGGGAGGAGUCACAUUGAACAAGUAGUGGAAUACACUUGCAACAAUGCAAGUGGUUUGUUGUGUUGAAACAAUGGGUCAACAUUUUUCAGCCAAAGUAUCCUGAGAUGCUGCAGUCUGGGGGUGGAACAAUAAAAUUGACAGUUUAUUUAUUUCAUUUUUUGUUUUAAUCAAGUUUUUUUUUUAAACAUGAAAGCCAUGAGCCUAACUUUGUUAGACAUGUGUUUAUAAAACAAAAUCUAUGAAUAAAAACACACAAAUUUUCACCCUGACUUUUGAGGAGCCAAGCACAGACUGGAUGGGCUGAAGGGAUCUCUUUGUUAUGUAAUUCAGUGUCUUCUCUUGCCCUCAGUCCUGUUGCAACUGUAGAGGAAACAGCAUUUGUCAUGUGGAUAUCCACAAUUCUGCUUACUAAGCGGCUAAAGGAAAUAAUCCACUACCUAUCCCCACCCCUUCCCCCUCCUUGCCCCAAGCUCCAUUUAUUUAGUUUGGUGAUUUCAGCCAGGUUAACACUAUUACUGGCUUUCUUCAAAGUGAAUGAGAAAUUAGCUAGACUUCUCAUUAUUGCUUACAAUCCAAUGAUCCUUGGUGGACAUUUAGUGUUUGUUGUGAAUAGCCACUGGGGUGAGGAGCCAGUGAUCGCGGAUUAUGUACCCUUCCAGAAAAGAGAGAAUAAAUUUGGGUUUGAAAGCAACUCUACAUUUUGACACACAAAUUACAAAGGUACCAAACACUGGGAGAAAGCAGGAAAUUGGUCACAUUACAGUGUAAAAAAAUUUUGUGCUCUCUCAAAGCUGAGGAUCAAAGUAGCAACGUUUUCUAAUUUAAGGCUUUUGUAACUUCUUCAAUCUCGGGAGUAUUGAAAAGAUUAAAAAUAAAAAAAAAUUGAGUCUUU